Papilio machaon (common yellow swallowtail) is the source of this 4048-nucleotide messenger RNA. RefSeq lists its product as uncharacterized. The record is from RefSeq and is a predicted model, not a curated record. NCBI's taxonomy places the organism in Eukaryota, Metazoa, Arthropoda, Insecta, Lepidoptera, Papilionidae. Bases 952 to 2772 code for a protein of 606 amino acids. The transcript has 13 exons.
CAGAAUACCCUGUGUGUUUCUGUCAGACUCUUCAAAUUUGUCGCAUUACACGAUCGAAUAGUUUUUCCUAUACAAUAAGAAUAUAUAAAACCAAUAUGAAGCCUAUGCUCUUGAUUCUAAGUCAAAUUUUCCGUACAAGUUUUGCUGUGACGUCGGUCGCCAUUUUCCGUAAUGGCUGCCAGAAACACGACAUCUAUCCCGAGUUCCCGAGUUACGUUAACUUAGUGCCAACAUCAUCCGUGACUAACCCGCCGACAGUAACAACGGAACGCGUGCAGUUUCACAAUUUUUUUUGUUGUUUGUAUACUUGUUAAUAGAAAAAUGCUGGUAAAAUUGAUUAAAAUGGACAUUAUUUCCGCCGUGAUACACUACAACAAACGUAACUUAUAAAACUAAACAUAUAACUGUGUAUUUUAAGAUUGGAGAAAUAAUGAAUUUGACACCGCCGCAGCCUUUCUCUACGAAUUGUCGUAAACCUUGUGGGAUCGAUUUUUAGGUGUUUAUUAAUGAAAUUAGUAAAGUGUAUGUGAGUGAUAUAAUUGUACCGGAUAUUUCCUUUCUUCAUGUUCUGCGUAGUGGCUGCAAAUACAAUCGAUAGAGAUAAUAAAAAAUGCAUAUUCUCCAUGCUUUUGUAAAUGUUCCGUUCGAUAAUGCUGGUAUUAUGUUCUAAUCUUAAUUGGAGUUAUAUCAUUUGUAUGUUUUGCCAAACACUGAAGUGAUAAAUCUCCGUAUAACAGUGAUGUGAUGAGUGAAUAUUUUAUGAACAAGUUUGGAUUACACUGAAGUACUGUAUCGUAUAAGGCACUGGAGCCACACCGCGAAUGAGUUGCCGGCGCACCGCACCAACACGACUGCCGAGGACUAUUAGUGGACGCGAAGUGACCUCUAGAAAUCCAAUAGUAUGUGAUAGAGUGGGGGUGGGUGCGUAGUGAGCACGGGGCGGGCGGCACCAUGUCUGCGGCGCUGCUGCUGCUGCUGCUGCUGUUGGCGCUGGCCGUGUGCUCCUCCUACGGCGGCGGGUGCACGUUCCCGGCGGGCUGGGCGGGCAGCUGGUUCCAGUCGGGCAGCCCGGCCCUCAUCGCCAUCAACACCACGCACAUACACUCCAAAGGCGAGUGCUACGAGUCCGAGUCUUACGACAAGUUCCUGCUCUACGACAGGCGCGAUGACUGCUACAGGUGCAUGGUGAUAUUGGAAAAACACAAAUAUGUCCUACAAUACAAAGAAACGUUCUGCUCGGAGAAGGACUCGAUGUCGUCGAUCUGCGAGUCGAUCAGCGGAGACGCGCCGCUGUACUCGAUGUUCCGCAAGGAGCCCCGGCCCGAGCCGCAGCCCUGUCCCUUCCACCCGGCGCCCUUCACCUUCACCUACAGCCGCGGCUCCGGCGACUGCGCCAACCCGCCCUCGCGCGCCGAGGCCUGCACCGACGACUCCCGUCUGCUGCUGCGCUACAUGGCCUGCCCCGACGUGCCCGGCACCGAGAGCAACGUGGAGGAGCUGGUGUGCCUGGCGACGUGGAAGGAGGGCUCGACGCGCUACCUGGUGGGGCAGAUCUCGCAGGUGCAGAGGAGGAACUCCAUCGCCUCCGACGAGGACACUUUCAGGUGUUUCGUGUACAAGGGGCAGCACGGCGAGCGCACAAUGACCUACAACAUCGCGCAGUCCGGCGACGCCACCUGCAACGGCCUCUCCUCCCCCACUGACGGCAGCCGCAUCAUGAAGCUCACCAACAGCGACGACGAGCACAACCGCUGCCACUUCCCCAGCUGGAUCGUGGAGCACCACAAGUGGUUCAGUCUCGACCACGCGCACCAGUACCACUUCACCACCAAGAACGCCACGCUCAAGAUAAUGUCGGAGCGCGGCGCGGCGGAGGAGCGGCGGCUGGUGUGUCACUCCAUCCUGGAGCGGCGCGACAUGCGCUACAUAAAGCUGGUGGCACACGUGACGCGCGGCUGCGAGUCCGGCCACGUCUGUCUGCAGUUCCACCGGCGCGACGGCGGCGUCCUCGAGCUGCAGCAGGGCGCCGCGCUCUGGGACUCCCCCCAGGACGCCUGCGCCCGCGCCGCAGACCCCGCGCUGCCCUACCUCACCCUCGUCACCACGGCGCCGGCGCCGGCGCGCUGCCCCCUCCUCGGCCGCUACACCGUGCUCGCCGCGCAGCCCGACUCCCGCCCCGGCGCCCCCCACGGCGCCCCCCACGGCGCCCCCCACGGCGCCCCCCACGGCGCCCGCCGGCGCCGGCAGCACGCCCAUCCAGAGGAGGCGGGCGAGGGCGCGGCGGACGCGGAGGACGACCCGGCGGAGAGCGAGGAGUGCGUGUCCUCGCGCUACCACAGCCUCAGUGCGGGGUGCGGCGCCGCCGGAGACGUCAUAGAGUUCCGCUCUCACUGCGCCAGCGCAGCGUACACUUGUCACGCGGCCUGGCAGGACUCCGGCCGCGGCUACGUCAUCGCAUCGCCCCUCGCGCGCGCCUCCUCGCACCCGCGCACGCUCUGCUUCGUGUACACGCUGCCUCAGCGCAACGAGUCCCGCGGCGGCGCGCUGGCGCUGAGCGCGGUGUCCCGCACCUGCGACCGUCGCGUGCAGCCAGGCCGCACUGGAGACAGGGCCUACAACCUCACCGCCAACGGCACGUGCGAGCAGAGCAGCAAGUACAACAGCGCGGCGCAGCGCCCGCCGCCCUCCGCCCUCCUCGCCCUGCUCGCCCUGCUCGCCCUGCUGCUGCUGGCCGCCGCCCCACUGCUGCCCCCGACACAACCGCGCCGGUGAUACCACCGCCAUGACACACCACGCAGCCACGCAGCCACGGGACACGCCUUUUAUCAUUUAUACCAUUAGAGUAAUAUUAUCAAAUUAGACAUUCUGCUCGUGUUAUUUUUCAAUAUCUAAAUUUGACAAGAGCUAAAAAUGUGAAGCUUUUUGAGGUUUUCAGCACAUUUAACUUUAGUUUUUGUUAUAUGAAUGUCCUUUCGUUCCGGCACCACCGGGGCAGGCUGUUCACCUUCACUGGCGCCAGUGGCACUGGCCUCAGUGGCACUGGCCUCACACUGGGGGGGGGGGAACUCCUACCUUUUAGCUGUAAUUUUAAUUUUACACGUUUUUCCUUUAGUUAUUCCUGUGACUUGUCGAUUUGUUGCAAGACAUUUUAUAAGUAAACUUUUAAUAUGUAAAGUUGGCAGCUUUUAUAAGGUUUCGUGGAAUUUUAUAUUACGUAUUGUUUUAAUAUUUAUUGCUUAAUGUGAGUUUUAGUAAUGUACUUAUGCGUUGCGGACGCGCCUCUGCCGCGUCUCUGCCGCGUCUCUGCCGCGUCUUUGCCGCGUCUUUGUCGCGUCUUUGCCACGUUUUUAUAUUAGUCAGGAACUAAACAAUGUUUAAAUGAAACGAAGCAAAGUGAUCAUAUUGUAAAUAUAAAGAGACAGUUUAAAAUGCAUUUUUUUUAGAAUGUUAUCAUGUUAUUUGUAAUUAUUGUAUCCAAGAUGUAUUUGCAAUGUCCGGCCUCGCCGCGCACUGCUCGCCUCACAAACGUACUCUAAACCUAUAUAGAUAGAACUAAAUGUAGGAAAAACUAUCGAGCUCAUCAGCAUUUUUGUUUUACAAUACGUCCAUUUUUUCUUUAAAAAUAUGUAAAAGCAGCAGCAGCAGCAGCAGAGUGCGGCCGAGGCGAGGUCUGGUCUGGGCGCUGCUAACUCCGGACGCUGACCUUCAUAUUAUAUUGACCAAGAGUAAUUUUAAAGUGUAAUUGCUCAUGCAGAGGGAAAUAGGUUGGAAUCUGACUUGUGAUAGUGAGUGUAGUCUGUAAGGAGGCCGCGCACGCAAGUUCCUCGCACGCGGCGCAGUGCGCUGCGCACUUUGCACACUGCGCACUUUGCACACUGCGCACUGCGCGCCCUGUCUUGACUCGGCCGGUUUCUUUGCAGACAUAGUUUGUAAGUGUUUAUAAAUUGAUAUGUCGACGCUUGCCUACGAUCAACCUGUUAUGUAAAACAAAGUUUAAAAACGUAGCCCAAAAAGACUAUUGUAAAUAUAUUUAGCUAAUAAUUUAUAU